GCGCUAAAAAAAAAAAACCCAAAUAAAAGCUGUUUUUUCCUUCCUUCUUCCUCCUUUCUUUGUCCUCCUCUCCUCGGUUUAUGUUUUUUCUUUAUCCUAUUAAAUUCUAAAACUCUCUAUCUACUUUUUCUUUCUUCCGUUACUUUUCCUCAGAAAACCCAAAACGGAAGAAAAAACUCUAUACCCCACUCACGCAAAGGAACACGUUGAGAGCGUGAAAAAGUACACAGUACGAGAAGAUUGAAUAAAUAUUCUACUCAUAUCAAUAUCAAUCAAACAAACACUUGAUGGGUUUGGCAGAGCAGCAACGUGAGCACAACAACAAUGUCAUGAAAUGGUGGUUGCUGGUGUUAUUAUUAUUGGGGUUUUGGAGCUUAGUUGUUAAAGCUCAACACAAAAAUGCAUAUGCUACUAUGAUGUAUGUGGGUACACCAAGGGACUAUGAGUUCUACAUAGCAAUAAGAGUUCUGUUUAAAUCUCUUGCUCUUCUUAAUGUUCAAGCCGAUCUUGUUGUCAUUGCUUCUGUUGAUGUUCCUCUUCGUUGGAUUCGAGCUCUUGAAAAAGAAGAUGGUGUGAAAGUAGUGAGAGUGGAAAAUAUGGAUAAUCCUUACAAGCAUCAAGAUAAUUUUGACAAGAGAUUUAAAUUAUCAUUGAACAAACUCUAUGCUUGGAGCUUAUUGGAUUAUGACAGGGUAGUGAUGUUGGAUGCUGACAACCUCUUCUUACAAAAUACAGACGAGUUGUUUCAAUGUGGACAGUUUUGUGCUGUCUUUAUCAAUCCUUGCGUUUUCCAUACAGGUCUUUUCGUAUUGCAGCCGUCAAUGGUGGUGUUCAAGGACAUGGUUCAUGAAUUACAGAAUGGGAGAGAAAAUCCAGAUGGUGCAGACCAGGGUUUCAUAGCUAGCUACUUCCCAGAUUUGCUUGAUAAAACAUUGUUUCAUCCACCUCCAAAUGGCACCAAACUUGAUGGAACAUAUAGACUUCCUUUAGGCUAUCAAAUGGAUGCUUCGUACUACUAUCUUAAACUUCGCUGGAGCAUACCAUGCGGACCAAAUAGUGUGAUUACGUUCCCGGGGGCACCAUGGUUGAAGCCAUGGUAUUGGUGGGCGUGGCCUGUCCUGCCAUUAGGCCUCCAGUGGCAUGAAAAGCGUCUUCAAACUUUAGGGUAUGGUACAGAUAUGGCUGUGAUACUUAUUCAAUCAGCAAUAUAUCUUGGAAUAAUAGCACUGACUCGUUUGGCAAGGCCAAGCCUCUCAAAAUUAUGCUACCGCCGCUCUGAUAAGAGCAUCACAUUGGUACAAAACAUCCUCAAACUAGUAGCUCUAUGGAGUAUCCUUGCUGCAUAUAUAACACCCUUCUUCGUCAUUCCUCCGACAAUUCACCCAAUGCUAGGCUGGCCUUUGUAUUUCCUCGGCUCUUUGUCUCUAUGUUUGGUUGCAAUCAACGCUUUUCUUCUUCCAGUGUUACCGGUUCUGAUGCCGUGGUUUGGUAUUAUUGGAGUUUUAAUUGUCAUGGCGUUUCCUUGGUAUCCGGAUGGGGUAGUAAGAGCUUUAUGUGUGUUUGGUUAUGCAUUUUGUGCCGCGCCGUUUUUGUGGACAUCUAUUACAAGGAUAAUGGCUGGACUUCAGGUUUCCUUAGAAAGGGAAGGUUUUAUGCCUAGAUUAGGUGACUCUUCACCACCUUCUUGGUUCAACAAAUUAUAUUGAGGUGUCUAAUUGGGCAAUAUUUGCAGGAAAAAAGUCAGGCAAGGUUAUUGAAAAUUGAAAGGGGAAUACCCUACAAAAGUUUAUGUUAGAAUUAUUCACUGAUUUUUGGAGUGGGAGGGACACUUGCACUCAUCAGUAGGAGGAAGUUAAGAAGCUAUUGGUGUAUAUAUAAGAUUGUUUUGCCGUUGAUUAGAUAGGUGUAUGAUAUGCCUGAUUUGUUCAUGUAUUAAACUUUGUAAGCCUAUUAGACAGUUACAUAGGAUCAAAGAAAUAGACAUCAUUAAACCUUUAAACAA
This is a messenger RNA of Medicago truncatula (barrel medic), 2002 nucleotides long. RefSeq names its product putative glucuronosyltransferase PGSIP8. Lineage: Eukaryota; Viridiplantae; Streptophyta; Magnoliopsida; Fabales; Fabaceae. The transcript is spliced from 5 exons. The record is from RefSeq and is a predicted model, not a curated record. Bases 288 to 1706 code for a protein of 472 amino acids.